AGUCAUUAAGUCUGAAAGUCUACAUCGAGAAACAUGAAAAGAAACGAAGGAAGCUUCGAAUUCGUCGUGGGCCUGAAUCGCUAUUGGCUCAAGUGGUUCGGGUUGUGGCCGCACUGUGACAGAUUCUCCUCCCACCGACUGUUCGUCACGCUUCUUAUGGCAAUCAGCCUGUUAAUUCCAAUGACGGCGUGUCUCUUCGAAAGCAACGAUUUUGCCGAUCAUAUUGAAAUCUUGAGUAAACUGAUACCAAUUAUAAUGGUUACCAUCAAAUUAUUCAUCCUGCGAGUGAAACGCAACUACUUGCGCCUCCUUGUUGAAGAGGUGGCCCGAGAUUGGAAGAAUUUCGGUCAACUUGAACUAUACGAGAAAGACGUCAUGAUGAGAUAUGCUAAGCUCGGUAGACUGAUCAACAUCAUCUGCAUUGUCUUCUUAUUUCUUGUUCAAUUGGGUAGGCUGGAUAUGAGAUUUGAACAGAGCGAAGAGAUUGGGUACAGCGCGUACCAAGCCCUAUGGUAUGAUCUUUCACCAGGAACUGCUCGCUUUUUCAUUAUCCUGAUUCUACGGUCUAGAAAGCCUUUUAAUAUUACAGCAGGGAAAUUCUAUAUAAUGUCCAUGUCCUCUUUCAUGAAUAUACUGAAAACUUCAGGAGCAUAUUUGUCCGUUCUGAAGGCAAUAAAGUAA
This is a messenger RNA of Cephus cinctus (wheat stem sawfly), 681 nucleotides long. RefSeq lists its product as uncharacterized. Gene Ontology annotation, cellular component: plasma membrane. Bases 34 to 681 code for a protein of 215 amino acids. Gene Ontology annotation, biological process: sensory perception of smell; detection of chemical stimulus involved in sensory perception of smell. Gene Ontology annotation, molecular function: olfactory receptor activity; odorant binding. NCBI's taxonomy places the organism in Eukaryota, Metazoa, Arthropoda, Insecta, Hymenoptera, Cephidae. The record is from RefSeq and is a predicted model, not a curated record. The transcript has 3 exons.